AUGACAACAACAAGACAACAGCUUACUAUUGCAAGGUUUCGUGAACUGUGGAAAAAUGAAUUUCUGCCAGAAAUUCGAAAGGAAAUCGACUCAGCGAAUGCCUCGCUAUAUACUGAAAUUCGUGAUCUAAACAAGCGCUUGGAUGAGUUUGAAAAGACCCUGUCCUUCUUUUCCGAACAGUAUGACCAGUUAAUAAAGAUUACACAGACAACUAAGAAACAAAUGCAGCAAAUUGAAAGCAAAAUCGAAGACCAGGGUAAAACAAUAACCGGAUUAAAGAACAACGACUAUGAUAAUAUGGCCGCCAUUGACGAAAUCCAACAAUACCAAAGGCGUGAUUGUCUGGAAAUUACAGGUAUACCUACAUUACCCAACGACGAGCCGAAAAAUAUUGUCAUGGAACUUGGAGCAACCUUAGGCGUUUUACUGAACGAAAAUGACAUAUCUACGGCGCAUAGACUUCCCCCCACGAGGAAAAUUCAAGACCGCAUUAUUGUCAAGUUCGUACGCCGCGACAUAUACGAGAAGAAAUUUAUAAGAAGAGGAAAGUUUUAA
Molecule: messenger RNA, 555 nt
Organism: Paramuricea clavata
Lineage: Eukaryota; Metazoa; Cnidaria; Anthozoa; Malacalcyonacea; Plexauridae
Source: the annotation of a GenBank genome assembly